Sphaerodactylus townsendi is the source of this 3040-nucleotide messenger RNA. RefSeq names its product endoplasmic reticulum-golgi intermediate compartment 1 (gene ERGIC1). The record is from RefSeq and is a predicted model, not a curated record. Gene Ontology annotation, biological process: endoplasmic reticulum to Golgi vesicle-mediated transport; retrograde vesicle-mediated transport, Golgi to endoplasmic reticulum. The transcript is spliced from 11 exons. Lineage: Eukaryota; Metazoa; Chordata; Lepidosauria; Squamata; Sphaerodactylidae. Bases 75 to 998 code for a protein of 307 amino acids. Gene Ontology annotation, cellular component: COPII-coated ER to Golgi transport vesicle; endoplasmic reticulum membrane; endoplasmic reticulum.
CCUGAAGCCGGCACGAGGGAGGCUGAGAUCCUGGGGAGGGGGGUGGGGGAGGUUGCACUGCCUUCGCCACCAACAUGCCCUUUGACUUCAGGAGGUUUGACAUCUACAGGAAGGUGCCAAAAGACCUUACGCAGCCAACCUUUACAGGAGCAAUUAUCUCUGUCUGCUGCUGUCUCUUCAUACUGUUUCUCUUCCUGUCUGAGCUUACUGGAUUCAUGGCAACUGAAAUUGUGUGGAAGGGAGGUUGCAUAGGGAAGAGGAAACCUUUGGUCACUGGAGGCGUUAACGAGCUCUAUGUGGAUGACCCGGACAAAGACAGUGGUGGCAAAAUAGAAGUGACUUUGAACAUCAGCUUGCCAAAUCUGCACUGUGAAUUGAUUGGACUGGAUAUUCAAGAUGAAAUGGGAAGACAUGAAGUUGGUCAUAUUGACAACUCAAUGAAAAUUCCUCUGAAUAAUGGGGAUGGAUGCCGGUUUGAGGGCCAUUUCAGCAUCAAUAAGGUUCCAGGUAAUUUUCAUGUAUCAACACACAGCGCCACUGCACAACCACAGAAUCCUGAUAUGACACAUAUCAUCCACAAGCUCUCCUUUGGUGACAAGCUUCAGGUCCAGAAUAUCCAUGGAGCAUUCAAUGCUUUAGAGGGUGCAGACAAGCUCAGCUCAAACCCCCUUGCAUCUCACGAUUAUGUACUGAAGAUUGUCCCAACUGUGUAUGAAGAGAUGAAUGGCAAACAGCGGUACUCAUAUCAGUAUACUGUAGCCAAUAAGGAAUAUGUUGCCUUCAGCCACACAGGGCGCAUCAUUCCAGCCAUCUGGUUUCGUUAUGACCUGAGUCCCAUCACAGUGAAAUACACAGAAAGGCGACAGCCCUUGUACAGGUUUAUCACAACAAUUUGUGCCAUUAUUGGAGGAACGUUUACUGUGGCUGGGAUUCUUGACUCCUGCAUUUUCACCGCAUCUGAAGCCUGGAAAAAGAUCCAACUAGGGAAGAUGCAGUAGCAAAGCAACUCUCAUUGUGGCCCAUGGGAUAGAAGCAAUGAAUGAGAAGCCCACUCUGCUAUCGGUUUCUGCCUUGUGGAUGAGGUUGAAUUGGUACAUCUUUAAUUAGAUCAUGGAAAGUGUUGUUGCAGCAGCAAAAACUGGAAACAAACCUUUGUGUCUGAAAGUUGGCAGCAUUAACAAGUGGACUUGUGGUUCUAUACUUUUUGCUCGGAAAUGGUUGUGGGGAUUAAUUGCCCUUUUGAUUUUAAAACUGAAACCUAUAAAUCUGACUAGCACCAUUAUUUUAGAAGCUUCCAAAGUGCUGAAGGUCUUUCAGUUCAACUGAUUAUGUAAAUCAGGUAUAUAAAUUCUGUAAUUGAUGCAUUGCUUUGUCUUUAUGGCAAAAAUUGUGAGUCUCAAUGAAAAAUAGCCUUGGAUAUCCAGACCCCUAGGUCACAUGAUCUGUUAUGAAAUAUUCUGACAGUGAAUAUAUGCUUGGAUCUUUUUGUUAUUUUCUGAAAAGCUCCCCUUUGCACUUCAUACCUAAUUUUUCCAGCAUAAUUGGAAGAGAGGACAAUCUAUUUCUUUUACUGACGUGGGAUCUGAAAAUAUUGUCACUUCAUUGCAGAAAUUGAAUAUCCAGUCUUAGUGUUUACAGAUAGCAUGAAUUUACAAAAACAAAACAGAAAAAUGUAGAAUAAGUGAUGUAACAACUCUAAAAUGUGGCCUUUUAUAAAGGAGAGUUUAUGUUGCUGCAUUUGUGUUUGCAUCCUCUCCUGUCUCUUGAAACGAAGACUUCCCAGCUGUAAUACCUAAUACUGUAAUGGCCAAUGAGUGAGUGUACAGGAGGAUAAUUCACAGCCCCAUUCACACUGGAGGCGGUUGGCCACACAUCCACCUCACCGCUCCCAAGGAGGUUUUCUGAUGGCAUAGGAAGGCUUGCAAAGUACAACAGCUUCACCACUGCCGAGAAGCCUCAAUGGGUCACAACGGACUAGUGCCAGCUAAAAGGCAGGCUUAAAUCCGGCCUGUGACUUGCCGAAAUAAUGCCAGCAAAGGCUAGUUGACUCUUCCCCGCCUCCGGGUCAUCCUUGCUACUCCAGUGGGAGGGGCACUAGGACGCAGUGUGCCAAUGCUGAGGGGGGUGGCAGGCUGUGUCCGCAUGCCAGUGGGAUCACUUCUCCAUUGGGGUAAGUAUCCCAGGGAGGGCAAAUCUGCUGGUGCACUACUCUCAGGAGUAGAUUCACCCCCUCUUCAGAUGGGGCUCAAAGACACUGUAAUAACAUGGGUGUGGAAGCAUUAGGUUAACAGGCAUAUUGAACAAGUAUGGCAAAUGCAGGAAGGUAACAUUCAGCAUGAAUCCGCGUGGCUCGUAUAUAUGUUCUUGAAGUUUUGGUUCCUCUCUAAAACACUUUUAGAUUGUUGUCUUUUGCCAAACUGAUGUCCCCAAAAUCAAGUGGGUAUAUUCUUUAUUAAUUCAUAGGAUAGAUAGGUACAACACUGUGAAAAAGAAGUCAGGAGUUGAUGCCUUCUUCCUGAUAUUAUAUUUCACUUUUAAGUGUAACAAAUACAUUUUGCAGUACUCCAGUGAGUGGGAAAAGGGCAGAAACACUGCCAAGUCUAAAUUUUAAAAUGCCACUGACAUUAGUUCAUUGGGUUCUAGAAUAAGAGCUGCCAAUUAAUUUUCGUAGACUUCAAAUAGCUUUCUGAUAUAUGACCUAUGUGAUAAACGUUGCAUGCUUUGUACAUUUUAUAUCACCUCAGAUUGCACCCGCACCAGGUCUAAAUUCUCUGUGUGGUGUUGCAGUUCCUAUACCCUGUUCUGGAUAAAGAUGACAGGAGGUUUGUGAAUGAAUCCACCAUCUCCUGGACAGUCUUUGUUCUAGAAUGGUUCGCUUGGUCCAAGUACCUACCUAGUUCUGCCCUAAGGCAGAGUCUCUGGAACCAGCAGAGAAGAGUAGCAGUGGAGAAGAGGAGUGUGCCAGAAAGGGCUGAGUGAGCUCUGGUUUUCUUUUCAGAGGGCUUUUCUCAAAGCCACGUCUUUUAAACAGUGUAUUUUU